GGUCACAUGAUAGAGAGUCCUGGUCAUAUGACAUUUUUUGUGGGGCGUUUAAGUUCAGAGAUAGCUGUUUAAACCAGGAAGCCAGGAGAUUAAGUCACAGUGCAGCAACUGUGAACACAUGUUAUCUCCCCAUUAGCUUCUAUCAAGAAUGGGCUUGCCAGUGGUUAUUUUUGCACUGGCACUUACUACAGUCGCCAUGGCUUUGGACAAUGGUUUGAUGAGGACCCCUCCAAUGGGAUGGUUGGCAUGGGAACGGUAUCGCUGUGACAUUGAUUGUGACAAUGACCCCAAGAACUGCAUCAGUGAGACGCUCUUCAGGGAUAUGGCUGAUAGGUUGGCAGAGGAUGGCUGGAGGGAGCUGGGAUACACAUAUGUCAACAUUGACGACUGCUGGUCCUCCAAGAAGCGGGACGGAAAGGGGCGGCUGCAGCCAGAUCCCAAGAGAUUUCCUGGGGGUAUCCCGGAACUGGCACGCUACGUACAUGAUCGUGGCUUGCUGCUGGGCAUCUAUGGAGAUCUGGGGACUUUCACCUGCAUGGGCUACCCUGGUACCACACUAGACAACAUUGAGACAGAUGCACAGACCUUCGCGGACUGGGGUAUCGACAUGCUCAAAUUUGAUGGCUGCUACUCAAACGCCACUGAGCAGGAGAAGGGCUACCCGCUCAUGUCAAAGGCCCUAAAUGCCACAGGGCGUCCCAUUGGCUAUUCCUGCAGUUGGCCUGCCUACCAGGGUGGGCUUCCACCCAAGGUGAACUACACACAGUUGGGAGAGAUAUGCAACCUGUGGCGUAAUUAUGGUGAUAUCCAGGACUCGUGGGAUAGCGUGCUAAACAUUGUGGACUGGUUCUUCAAUCAUCAGGAUAUCCUACAGACUACUGCAGGCCCUGGCCGCUGGAAUGACCCUGACAUGCUGGUCAUUGGAGACUUUGGGCUCAGUUUGGACCAGUCACGCUCUCAGAUGGCUCUGUGGGCAAUUAUGGCCGCUCCACUUUUCAUGUCCAAUGACCUUCGAACUCUGAACAGUGAAGCACGGACCAUCCUGCAAAACAAAGCUGUCAUUGCCAUCAACCAGGACAAAAUGGGUGUCCAGGGCAGACGCCUUCUGAAGGAGAAGUCUGAAAUUGAGGUAUUUUGGCGCCCCCUGUCAAAUUCAGACAGUGCUCUGGUGUUCUUCAGUCGUCGUUCAGACAUGCCGUAUCGAUACACAACUUCCCUGGGGAAACUGAACUACAAGGCCGGCAGCUACAAGGUGUAUGAUGUAUUUUCUGAAAAGUUGAUGCCUGGACUGAGCGACACCACAGAUUUCACUGUCUCCAUCAACCCCUCAGGAGUAGUCAUGUGGUACAUCAGUCCUCUAGUGCCACUGAGCUUCCGGCAGAACUACAGAGUGUCAUCGCUGCAUGGUGGUUUGGAACUGCCCUUUCCACUGUAAGGGCGGAGUUUGUGUUCCUCAGGGCUUAUGGAAAACCAGUCGAUCAAUGUUUACAAUCAGCCAAUCAUUUCAAACAUGUAAGUGCUGGGAAUUAUGAUCAUAAGAUGAUUUCACACAUGCUUUUAAUGCUUAUAGUAAACUGAGGUUUCAGGGGUAACUGGACAUCCAGGGUAAUGCAGUAAUGAGGGGAAUGGUGAAGAACUAAAUAAUUCCCAGAAUGCCAUUGCUGAGCACUGGGAAAUGUUAUACCUAUGAGCUGUCAGUUUGAUGGAAGGUUUCCAUUUUUCCACUUGCAUAAAAUGAGGAAAAUUCAGCUCUGUGCUCAUUUCAUAUUAUUGCCAAUUUUAACUUUUAACCAAAAAAUGUUUUUGCUUGUUUUUACUAUGCAAUUGAAGGUUCAGGGAAGAUUUCAUUGAUUAAAAACUUUAUAAAAAUGUG
Messenger RNA from Conger conger (European conger), 1873 nucleotides. Its product is annotated as alpha-N-acetylgalactosaminidase-like. Gene Ontology annotation, molecular function: alpha-galactosidase activity. Gene Ontology annotation, biological process: oligosaccharide metabolic process; glycoside catabolic process; glycosylceramide catabolic process. NCBI's taxonomy places the organism in Eukaryota, Metazoa, Chordata, Actinopteri, Anguilliformes, Congridae. The record is from RefSeq and is a predicted model, not a curated record. The transcript has 9 exons. Gene Ontology annotation, cellular component: cytoplasm. Bases 149 to 1435 code for a protein of 428 amino acids.